AUGACGUCUUCAGUCCACCCUGUGGUAGAUCUCCUGGGUCAAAUGAUCUCCAUUCCCAGUACCAGCGAGCAAGAACUUGAGGUCGGUAUAUUUCUAGAGAAGUAUCUACAGAACCUGGGCUGGACGGUUGAGCGCGUCGCAAUUCACCCUGGCUCUAAUCGCUAUAAUGUCUACGCCUAUCUUGGUUCGACCCGCAAAACCCGCGUUAUGCUCACAUCUCAUAUGGACACCGUGCCGCCGCACAUUCCCCUCGAACUCGACCUUGAUGCAGGAAUUGUAUGGGGUCGUGGCGCAUGUGAUGACCAGGGCCCAUUAGCUGCUAUGAUAUGGGCAGCUAAGGAGCUACAGGAGCAGGGUAAAGUGAAGGAAGGCGAUCUCAGCCUCCUAUUUGUUGUUGGAGAAGAGAAAGGCGGCCCUGGAAUGCUUGCUGCAAAUGACCUUGGCUUAACAUGGGAGUCCAUCAUCUUCGGAGAACCUACUGAAGGAAAACUGGCAAAGGGUCACAAGGGGCACGUCGUCUUUGAGCUGACAGCGAGCGGGAAAGCAUGCCAUUCUGGAUAUCCUCAUCGUGGAAAGAGCGCGACAUCCACUUUACUUAAGGUCCUGAGCAAACUUGAGGAAGAGAGCUGGCCGCAUUCUGACCUACUAGGUCCAUCAACUUUCAAUAUCGGCAAAAUUGAAGGUGGCGAGGGUUACAACAUUCUCGCUCCUUCUGCAAAGGCUCUCUGCGCGGUCCGAGUUGCCGCCGAUCUACCUCUUAUCAAGUCCAAAGUUUCGGCUAUUGUUUCUCAAUUCUCAGAUGUCGAGCUGAAGUUCAAUUUCGAAUACAAUGAAACUCUACUUGACUGGAAUAUUGAAGGCUUCAAAUCAGCUCCGGUGAGCUACGGCACGGAUGUUCCCCGACUGAAGGGAUCUCAUAACAAAGUCCUCUAUGGUCCCGGCUCCAUAUUGUUUGCACACGGUAAAGAGGAGCAUGUUAAAAUUGACGAGCUGAUCGAAAGUGUCUCCGUGUACAAAAAGCUGGUACUACAUUUCCUUUGA
Messenger RNA from Phaeoacremonium minimum UCRPA7, 1041 nucleotides. Its product is annotated as putative peptidase family m20 protein. Gene Ontology annotation, molecular function: hydrolase activity. The transcript has 2 exons. Lineage: Eukaryota; Fungi; Ascomycota; Sordariomycetes; Togniniales; Togniniaceae. The coding region runs from base 1 to 1041 and encodes 346 amino acids. The record is from RefSeq and is a predicted model, not a curated record.